Messenger RNA from Hypanus sabinus (Atlantic stingray), 3371 nucleotides. Its product is annotated as zinc finger protein 271-like. The coding region runs from base 1186 to 2493 and encodes 435 amino acids. NCBI's taxonomy places the organism in Eukaryota, Metazoa, Chordata, Chondrichthyes, Myliobatiformes, Dasyatidae. The record is from RefSeq and is a predicted model, not a curated record. Gene Ontology annotation, cellular component: nucleus. The transcript is spliced from 2 exons.
UGCUAGUAUUGUAGAUUAGCAAAGAUUCUACUUUGGAUUGGACUUCCAGAGCACAGUUACUGGAUAUCCACAGGACAGUACUGUCGAAGACUAAGACAGUACUUUCAAAUAGAAUUGGAAAGGAAAUGAGAGUGAAUUUUUGAGUGAUGCAGAGCAAGAGAAAAGGAUUGGAAUUGAGAGGAUAGUUCUGGUUGAUGAUCUCCUUUCAUGCCAACAAUAAUUUUAUAAUAAUUAUUCUGUGAUUCUGUGUGAAGCUUUCCCUGGUCAUUUGCCACCUCUUCUUGUGAUUCUGCUCCUAAAUGUGAAAACUUGGAGAAGUGAGUUUAAAAUUAUGCCAUUGAACUGGUAAGAAUGGAUCACACCUAUUGGUCCUCAUUUGCUUUAUUCAGAGCCUUGUCAAUAGCAUAAAUAACUGAAUAAACAUUUCAUUAGAACGGGGUGGAUUAAACUGAAUAUAUAGGAUCUUUAAAUUAUACCCCUUCCCACUUAUUAUUUUCACUGGAAGAGAGAUGUUGAAAUUCUAAGUAAUCCUGACUAAAGUGUAAUAUGGUUUUUAAAAAAAAGCUCAAGGUCAAAUAAGUGUGAACCAUCUGUCGAGCAUUUUAUAGGAAGGGACAUUAAAGACAUUCAUCAUUCAUGCUGAUUUUUCCUCCCAGCACUGCUGCAAAUACACAAACCACUCCAGCUCCCUUCAGAUCUACUCCAUGCUGUGCCUGAUGAACCAGCCAAGAUUAGCAGUUCACCAUCUGUGGGAAAACUUGAGUACAAAUACCUAAUAAGGUUAAAAACGAGAAGGAAUUUGUCGCCGGGGAUCUCAAACAGAAAACGCCAGUUUUGCUGUCUCUGUCUGGAUAUUUAAGAAGUGGAGCAAGGGAUUCAAUCGACUAUCCUUCCUGCUCAGACUGUGGAGAGGGAUUCAAUUGAUCAUUUGACCAAAUAGCAAGCCAGUCAUCUUACACAGGAGAAAGGCUGUUCACCCGCUCAGACAGUGGGAAUAGAUUCACUCAGUUAUCACAAUUGAAGGUACAUCAGCAAGUUCACACUGGGCAAGGCCAUUCAUCUGUUCUGUGUGUGAGAAAGGAUUCAGUUGGACCUGUGGACACACCAGUCAGUUCACACCACACCUGGUAGAGGCUGGUGAUCUGCUGAAUUUCUGGGAAAGGAUUCACUCAGUCAUUUGACCUUAUGGCUCACCAGCGAGUUCACACUGGGGAGAAGCCAUUCACCUGUUCAGUCUGUGGGAAGGGAUUCACUCAGUCAUCCAACCUACGGAGUCCCCAGCGAGUUCACACUGGGGAGAGGCCGUUCACCUGUUCAGAAUGUGAGAAGAGAUUCACUCAGUCAUCCAACCUACGGAGUCCCCAGCGAGUUCACACUGGAGAGAGGCGCUUCACCUGCUCAGUCUGUGGGAAGAGAUUCACUCGGUCAUCCAACCUACUGGUACAUCAGCGAGUUCACACUGGGGAGAAGCCAUUCACCUGCUCAGAAUGUGGGAAAGGAUUCAGUGAUUUAUCCAACCUACUGGUACAUCAGCGAGUUCACACUGGGGAGAAGCCAUUCACCUGCUCAGAAUGUGGGAAAGGAUUCAGUGCUUUAUCCAGCCAACUGAGACAUCAGCGAGUUCACACUGGGGAGAAGCCAUUCACAUGCUCAGAAUGUGGGAAAGGAUUCAGUGAGUUAUCCACCCUACUGGUACAUCAGCGAAUUCACACUGGGGAGAAGCCGUUCACCUGCUCAGUCUGUGGGAAGGGAUUCACUCAGUCAUCCCACCUACAGAGUCACCAGCGAGCUCACACUGGGGAGAGGCCAUUCACCUGCUCAGAAUGUGGGAAGAGAUUCACUGAGUUAUCCACCCUACAGAGUCAUCAGCGAGCUCACACUGGGGAGAAGCCGUUCAUCUGCUCAGAAUGUGGGAAGAGAUUCACUCAAUCAUCCCAACUACAGAGACACCAGCGAGCUCACACUGGGGAGAGGCCAUUCACCUGCUCAGAAUGUGGGAAGGGAUUCACUCAGUCAUCCUACCUACUGAGACAUGAGAGAGCUCACACCGGUGAAAAGCCGUUCAAUUGCACAGAAUGUGGGAAACGGUUCACUCUGUCAUCCAACCUUCUGAAACACCAGCGAGUUCACACUGGGGAGAAGCCGUUCCUCUGCUCAGAAUGUGGGAAGAGAUUCACUCGCUCAUCCGACCUGCAGAAUCAUCAGCGAGUUCACACUGGAGAGAAGCCAUUCCCCUGCUCAGAAUGUGGGAAGAGAUUCAGUCACUCAUCCACCCUACUGGUACAUCAGCGAGUUCACACUGGGGAGAAGCCGUUCAUCUGCUUAGUCUGUGGGAAGAGAUUCACUGAGUCAUCCAGAUUGCUGGAACAUCAGCGAGCUCACACUGGAGAGAGGCCAUUCACCUGCUCAAAAUGUGGGAAGAGAUUCACUCGCUCUUCCACACUACAGAGACAUCAGCGAGUUCACACUGGAGAGGAGCCAUUUACCUGCUGAGAAUGUGGGAAAGGAUUCACUCAGUCAUCCCAACUACUGGCACACCAGUCAGUUGUUAUGAAUCCCUAGGUUUUGUUUGCUGUGGACUGUCAUUUUAAGAGAGAGAGAUUAGGAAGGUGAAUCAGUCUGACUUGCAGCUUGUUUACAUCACUCACAGCUUGUUUAGUUUUAACUGAGGACACAGACACUCAGAGUCAGACGGAGAUGAAGGAGGAAAAAUGGAAAGAUCGAUACAAGGGAAAUAGGUGCCAAGGGUCACUGUUUGGAAUUUUCCUAUGCCCACAAGUGUGGGUUAAUUAUCGAUUCAUCAUACAUCGAAUGUGUGGUUGUCACCUCGUUUGAUCCAUAGGAGCGGAUCUGAUUUGGGGUAUCCUGUGAAGACCACUGAUGUGUUACCCCUUGCCUGGGUGUGGUGUGGUAAUUCACUUGAAGACAAUAUGCCUUGUGACAAGUCACUUUGGGUGAUAAUUAGUAUGUGGAUUUGGAAGGAUGACAGAUAAAAUCUACAGUGACUGUUCUCUUGUUUUACCACCAUGGAACCUGCGGAAUUCGACAUAAUUGCCUUCUAUCGACAUUUACCCUGGAUUACAAAUAUCUCUCUCAUCAGUUAUUCCGUGGUUGAACUGAACUUUCAUAAUUUACCAUCUGAAGACUCCAAGCCUUGUUUCCCCCUAGCUCAAUAGUUUUGGAUUUAUAUUUACACACAUAUAUACACAUAACACUGUUAACUUUUGUUUAUCUUGCUUAAGUUACUAUAUUAUAAGUAGAUUCUAAUAAAGAUAGUUUUAAGAUCAAAAACAGACUCCUGGUGUAGUCUCCACGAGGAAAUCUGCAGAUGCUGGAAAUUCAAACACAUACAAAAUGCUGGUGGAGCACAG